UACCAUAGAGGUUCUGGAUCGGAACCCAGACAGACGAGAGUCCGCAGUGACCCCUGGCAAUCGGUUAGUGCAUUACAACUAGGUCUUCACCCACGUCCCUUCUAUGAACUACAUACGGAGCGUGCGUAUCUCCUCGAAAUGCUACAGCAGCAUAACACAAAAGCCCUCAAACUAUUCGAACAGGUGCCAAUCGCCGAAGAGAAUAUACAGAAGGCCGAUACCCCGUACAAGCUCAGACAAGCGAAGAAAACUCGCGGUUGGCUAAGACACCGCAUUACUGACACCGUCGAGGAGGAGAAGAAGGUCCUAGCGCGGCUGAGCGAACUGCAUGUUGAGAUACAGUGUCAGGAGAGAUGGGUCCAGGUUGAGAUGCAGAGAGUAGCGAGGGGACUUUCGCAACAACACCACAACCCCAACUUCCAAGAUUUCUUUCCGCCGCCAAUACCACCGCCGUGGACCCAGCCGAUUCCACUUCCGGUCUACAAUGCUUAUCAUCCACCAUACGGGAGCACUGGAUACCCAAACGCACCACCCUGGGGCGCCUUUCCGAGCCAAGGGGCGUACCCUGGAUAUCACUGGGCGAAUCCAACUUACAUGUGCCCCCCAAGCAUGCCGGAAGCACUUUAUGUGCCUGAGGCAUUAUUUGAAAUGGAGGGUAACUCUACUAGCAAUGCAUUUGGCGGCGCGUCUAGUAGCCACCCGGAAGUUACUGCGAGAAGAAGCCCUGAGUUGGAACGGCGGCAGUCGAGCACUACGCCUCCGGUAGAUAAAGAUAGGCCCGAACACGAUCAAGCGCGGAGCAAUUCUACGUGGUUUUAGGGUGCUGGCACACUUUUUUUUUUUUUUUUUUUUGGAUGCAUUGUGAAGGACAGUAUGGGUUUAGAUAGAGGAGGGGGUUCAUAAGUUAUCGUUUAGAGUUGUUCAUAAUGAGAAUCUAUACCUCGUCUCGAGAGUAAUACUAUUACUGAUAGUAUCCAUCCCUCCAUCAUCGUAAUCUUCUAUCCAGCAAUAAGUUUUUAAUUUGGAACCGCCUAAGUCGAGUAACCUAGUGUUCAUGCAAAUUCCCCAAACUUGCCGUCGUCAAACCCUAAAUCCUGCGCUGACAACCGUUUUGCGCGCGUGCUGCUGUGCGAAGUCGGUGGCGGCGGAAGUAUUCCCGAACCGCGAGGCGCUGCUGAAGCAGGUGAUGCCGAAGACGACGGCGGCGGGGGCAACGAGAACGACGAUAGACCCCCAUCAUUGCCCGAGCCCUGCUGAGGAGGCGGCUCCGGCUUCCGUCUGCCGAAUCUUCCCGGCAGGUUAACCGUAAUCGUCUCGCCCUCCUUGAGGCUGAGAUCGCGCUGCUUCUCGGCGGCACCGUCUUUCCGCCGCUCGACGGCCGGCUUCUUCCCCCCGGCCUGACCGCCCCAGCCAAGCGUCUUCUGGGCCUCCUGCAAGGACACGCCGAAGUCGAAGGCCUCGCUGCGCUCCUCGAAGCCGACGCCUAGAGUGGCUUUGCGGCCGGCGUCGUCCUGCACGCGCAGCGCGAAGAA
Molecule: messenger RNA, 1532 nt
Organism: Daldinia vernicosa
Lineage: Eukaryota; Fungi; Ascomycota; Sordariomycetes; Xylariales; Hypoxylaceae
Exons: 1
Coding region: 139-819 (226 amino acids)
Source: RefSeq, a predicted model, not a curated record